CAGAAGUGGUCCUGACCCAUAAAAUGGAUCUAAUUGAUGCACAACAAUUUACGGUCGUCCAGCUCAAACGGUGGUUGGCGGCACUGAACUUGCCGACAAUCGGCAAUAAGGCCGAACUCGCGGCCCGACUAAACGGCGUGGACCCGUUAGUUCGUGGAACUCGCCCGGAGUCCCCAGUACCGGUGGACGCUGAAAACGAAGACAUGGCUGAGCACGUUCAGGAGUUUGAUCUAGAGGAUGACUUGGGGGAGCAUUUCUCUGCGACCCUAGUCGGCCCUAGGUCGGAUCAGAUUCCUGCCGUGGCCGAAGGAGUAUCGUCGCUACAACAAAUACGCGCUGAAAUCAAAGCUGGAAGAAAGGAGUUCCAGAACAUUCUUGGGCAAGUAAGAGCUGCGUCGCAAGCAGUUGCCAAUGACGUCAUCAGCAAGCCCGAAAACUGCAAUCAAGCAGUGAGCAUCGAGGGAGGUAAGCAAGCAGUUCAAUGCGAAAACUUCCAGGAAGCUGUGAGCGGAAAAAUACCAAACGCCGAUGGGAGUGCUCAUAUCGAUAGCGGCACCGAUAUCGAUCUAGGCAACGGUGUUGAGCAACGACGAAUGGCAGUUGUAAACAAAGAAUCAGAAUCGCCAAGUUUGUCACUUUCGUUUGCCAAAGAAAUGAUCAUGGAUUACGAUGGAUCAUCUUGCGCAAACGUUUGGACUCAGCAAGUAUGCAACAUUGCUGAAAUGUACAACUUGGAUGCAGUGUGCGUAAAAAUGGUGAUUGUGGCUAAACUAAAAGGCAUCGCCCAGCGCUGGUUGCAUGCAAAUGCAACGCGUAUUAUGGAGCCGGCAGAGAAUCUGUUGGAACAGCUGAUCCUAGCAUUCGGCGAUAAACUGUCCAAAGCAGAGGCGCGACGCAAAUUUGAGGACUUGAAGUGGCAUUAUGGCGAAAAGUUUGCGGUGUAUUUUGAGGCAAAGACAAUGCUGGCAAGCAGCAUCAACAUUGAUCCAGACGAAUUGGUUGACCAGAUAGUCGAGGGAAUACCAGCACAGAAUUUGCGGGAUCAGGCCCGGAUCCAAUGCUUCACAAAUCCGAAGCAAAUUCUCCGUGCGUUUGCUGGUAUCCGUUUGGAUAAGUCAAAGAAGUCAGCGUCAAAGGAGCUUAACAAGAAUAGGAGCAGCACCAGAGGAUUCCGCUGCAGUAACUGCAACGCCAGAGGACACAUCGCUAAGGAUUGUCGAAAACCAGCAAGGAAUCCAGGAUCCUGCUAUGCUUGUGGCAAGUUUGGCCACUUUGUAGCCCAAUGUGAGGAAAGAAAGGGAAAUGCUGUAAAUAAAUAUCAUGCAUCUUAGACUCUGGCAGUCCAAUUUCGUUGCUUAAAAUAUCUUUGUUGCCCAGGGAGGCCCAAUUACAUGAAGUCAAAGAACAAUAUUUUGGUAUAAAUAGAAGCCCAUUACAAAUCUACG
Drosophila biarmipes is the source of this 1445-nucleotide messenger RNA. RefSeq lists its product as uncharacterized. The transcript is spliced from 2 exons. NCBI's taxonomy places the organism in Eukaryota, Metazoa, Arthropoda, Insecta, Diptera, Drosophilidae. Gene Ontology annotation, molecular function: zinc ion binding; nucleic acid binding. The coding region runs from base 24 to 1331 and encodes 435 amino acids. The record is from RefSeq and is a predicted model, not a curated record.